This is a messenger RNA of Phycomyces blakesleeanus NRRL 1555(-), 1868 nucleotides long. RefSeq lists its product as hypothetical. The transcript has 7 exons. Lineage: Eukaryota; Fungi; Mucoromycota; Mucoromycetes; Mucorales; Phycomycetaceae. The coding region runs from base 102 to 1781 and encodes 559 amino acids. Gene Ontology annotation, molecular function: RNA polymerase I core promoter sequence-specific DNA binding. Gene Ontology annotation, cellular component: RNA polymerase I core factor complex; RNA polymerase transcription factor SL1 complex. The record is from RefSeq and is a predicted model, not a curated record. Gene Ontology annotation, biological process: RNA polymerase I preinitiation complex assembly; nucleolar large rRNA transcription by RNA polymerase I.
CGAAUACAAAAAAAUAAAAAAUAAAAAAUUAAAAAAAAAAUAAAACAACAACAAAAGCAAAAACAACGAAAAAAUACUUCAUUGAAAUCAUUGAAAUCAUAAUGUCUGGUGCUCGCAAUCGUGUUUGUUCUGUUUGUGGAACCAAAAGAUUUCAACUUACAGAGGAUGGUGGCAUGACAUGUCGUUAUGGCCAUCAAGUCUUGGGCUGGCAAGAAGAGUGUGAUGAGGAGUUUGGGCAAGUAGGUUAUCAGCGUAAAAAAGCUGCUACAGGUGUUAAGGCCCAUCAUGGAAAAUCAAGGGUGUAUGGUACAGAGCUGCGAUCAGUCCACUAUCGUAUAUUUCAACAUAGUUUACAAAAAUUGGCAUUAACAUUUGUCCAUGAUUUGGGAUUUCCAAUUGAAUUUGAGUAUGUUGUGCGUGAGUUGUGGCUUUUGUAUGCAAACGACAGCAAACUCUACUUGACCGAUGAAAUCAAUUUGGUCAAUGUGGAUGAAUCUAAAAGGAAAUUAAUGGCUGCUAUCCAAGACGAUAUUAACUGCAUUAGUGACAAGGAAGACAGCGACGAAAACGAAGAUGAUUAUGACAAAGCCGACGACGAUGAUAAUGAUAGUGACGGUAGCAAUAUCGACAUCAAUAGCAAAAAGGACAGACACAGCUAUGAACAAAAAGAAAAGGAGUUAAAGCGAAAGAGAACAUUUUUGGCAAAAGAGCAAUUAAAAGGAGUUAAAAGGACAAAAGACAUCGUAUGGCCUGAAUUACGUUUCCGUCACAUGCUUUGUUUUUGUUAUCUUGCCUGCGUCUGGCUACGCUGGCCGGUACUCAUGAGCGACAUUACUCGAUGGUGCGAAACCAUGCGACUUCCUUACAUGUUCAUCUUUCGUGAACUCCCAGACGAAAUUAUCUCACUUGUGGAUGUAAACAAACUCAAGAUGUCAAUGUUAGUCGUCCCGACAGUCACCUGCCUGUCUAAAGAUGUCUUUAGGUUCGGAUCGCUAUUCAAUCUACGAUGCAAAUUGACAUUUCCUUUGGUCAAUACACCCUUGCUGAUCUAUCGUCUCUCAAAUCAAUUCUGCCUUCCAGUGGAAAUGUAUUUUGUCGCAAUACACAUAUCCGAAAAGCUUGGUUUUGAUGGCAGGAUAAACGGUUUGAUCGAAGAAUAUGCCAGACCAAGACGUGCUCAAGGAAGUGGUGAUAUGCUUGCUGUUAUUAGUGUUUUGAUUACUAUUAAACUUACAUAUGGUUUGGAUGAUGAUAAAAGAGAUGUAUUGUUGCCUAGAAAUAAUAUUGUACCUCUAAUGCCAAAAAAUACCUGGGUCAAGCUCAUCAAGGAAAAGGCGAAAAUAUGGGAAGAUACUUGUACUAAAAAGUCUAUCAAAGAUCCUGAUGUGGACCUCAAUGUUCUUUUGUAUUUUCUGAUGGGAGAUGAAGACACUACCGAUAACAGUGCCUCAACAAAGUAUUCUCUAAAAAGCGAAUUGGAUCGUAUUAGCCGUAAAUUCGCUUUUAAGCUCCCUCAGGAUUCUAUAGACCAACAUGACCUUUUCAUGAACGAAAUUCUGAAUAGAUCUUUAGAGAAUGAACCUAUCACCCGAGCCACGCGAGAUAUGGGUGAGAACUAUCAACGAGUUUAUUAUGACUACAAGGCUCGUCCAAAGUUAGUGCACACCAAGGAAUAUGAGCUGGUUAUAAAACUUGCUGCCAAUAUAUUAGGCGUAAAACCCAUCAGUGUACAUUCUGCAAUAGUGAUGUAUGAACGUAUAUUAUUUGGUACACAAUCUUAAAAGAUUAAAUAUAUAUAUAUAAAGAAGUUGAUAGAUUUAUAAAAGUAUUUAAAUAAAUUGCAUUGCAUUGCAUUAUAUUGUAUUGUA